CAUUUUAUUUAUUUAUAACGGCUUUGUUUUUGCUUUGAGUAGUGGCAUGCAAGCGGUGCUGGUGAUUUGAAUAAAUUUCAAGUUUCUAUGGAAAACUCCAAUAUGACUGCCACAGUGGAACCUGUUCAGCCGGAGAAUAAUUUCAAUGUGAACAAGGACAAAUUUUCUCUGUCCAGUAGUAAAGAAGACCAUGACAUUCACAGCCUUCUACCAAACGGAAAUGAAAUUGAUCAUUCCUUGCCAGUAAUUGUUACUGAUACAUCUUGUGAUAAGAGUACCGAAAGUUCAGUUAUCUCUCUCGAGAAUACAAGAUCUUUAGUUGAGGAAAGACAUUUGGACACAGGAUAUACUGGUAAAGAUUAUGCAGUACUGUCAUCCAAGGAUUCGUGUAUGACUUUGGCCGUUCCAAAAUUGUCAGCAAAAUACAGAAAGAGCAAGGGAAUUUCAAAACGUUUGCAAUAUAGAAAACAAAGAGCUGCGAGUAGAAAUUCAUUUCUGUUUUCAUAUUCAUUAUCGAUGGUGUGUGUGGUUAUGCGCCUCUUAAAAGCUGAAACUGCAGAAUGUUCAGAUAUUGUGACAUGGGACGUAAAGACAAAGCCCAUUUUGUUUGGAGAGACAUUAGAAUUAGUAUGCAAUAUAUUCGAUGAGGAAAAUUUGUGUAAGGGGAGUUUCCAGCAGUGGUAUGGUAGUAAACAGGACACGCUUCUUUGUCAAGAUGGGAAAUGUAGAAACGAAGAAAAGUACACAUUCAAGAAAAAUGCUAAUUGUAAUAACUCCUUAUUGAUACAUAACCUAUCUAUAAGCGAUGUCGAUAUUUCAUAUUCAUGUGCAUUUGGGAGAAAUGAGAUGAAAAAAGGAUUAAUGAUGAAAGAUUAUGAAUUCUUAAAGCUUCCCAGAAACAGUAGCGUUAGUCCUUCACUGACAAUAAAUGACAGUAUUGUUGACGUUUCUUUGAAAAUUGAUGGUAUUUAUCCUGAACCAAAUUGCACCAUUAUCCUUCACGAAAGAGACAUAACGGGAAAAGCUAAUAUAUCAUCUACCGUUAAUCAAGCGGGUUUAUUCUUUACCUACAAUAUGCAUAUAAUGCACAACGUUAGCAAAAAAGAUUGUGGAUCUCCUUUGGUGGUUAACUGUUAUAUUGGAAGCUUUACUGUGACCAACUACACAAGGGAAUUAGAUAAUUGUACUGAUAAUUCCUGUAAUCAUUGGAGCGGAAACAACUCGACUUUGGUAGUAUCAAUGGUUAUUCUUACCAUUUUAGUGGUUAUUAUCGUGGUCAUUUUUGUAUUUCUUUAUUCUAAAAGAAUGAGAAUCCGAGAAAGCUGUCAGAAAGUUAGUGAAAAAGACACUGAGAGGGCGGACACAGAUGAGACUUCUACGUGUAUUAAUGUUGCAGACAACAAUUCAGAUAGAGCUGAGCAUGAGACUGACGAACUUUACAGUUAUGAUACGAAUGGCAAAAGACAUGAACAGACCUCUCUGUGAUCCGGGAUAUUUGUACAGAAAUGACCAAUGUAGCAGACUAUAAUUGUGUUGAUAAAAUGGUUUUAGUCAUCAUUUUAUAAAGCUGAUAGUUUUAGAACAUGUCAUGGAUUCGAUCAAGGAGUUGACUAUGUUUAAAUGUAAUGCAAACGUGCAACAUAUGUUGUAAUAUAGCUUUGUGCUUACAAUUAAUUCGUUACUUUUGAGCACACAGUUACAAAACAAGAAUGUGAGGACAUAAGCAUGGUUGACAAAAGAAACGAUGUGUAAAUGCUGCAAUGCAAUGCUUGUGUGGAUUGUUAAGGGUGAGCGCUUGAAGGCUUGCGUCCCGUCGAAAGUGGCUCAAUUAUAGUUUUUGUGAUGCAUAUUUACAUUGUUUUUAUUCCUUUACAUAUCAAAGAUCAAACUAACAAACGAAAGCUGAGUAAUGUUAUUGAAAGAGUACAGAUAGUAUAAUUCAUAGACAUACAUGUUUGUACAAGUCAACAUAAAAAGAUGAGACAUAUAUACUAUGGAGGUCAUGGAUUCGUCCCUGGUCUAUUUCAAACAAAGACCAUUAGUACUUAAUGUUUGACCACUAAGCCUACAGCUUUAGCAUAUAGGAGUAAGAUUAAUGAAUAAGAGGCUCGAAUUAUGUGUCUUGGAAGGAAUGACAUGUCUUCAUUUGGUCUUUUUUUUAAAUAGUAUGUUAACAUUUCGGCUCAGUUAUCUGCCUAGUUCAAAACAAGGUUAUUUUGAUAUUCUUAUCACAACAGUAUGUUCUUGUAUUGGUAUUCAUCUAAUAUUUGCCACGUUUAACACUAAUCAAUCAAUCUAACUUGUCUUUUUUGUUAUAGGUUCAGCAUUUUCGGGGAUAUAUAUUUUGCAAAUCAGUGAAUUAGCAUCGAUUAUAUUAUAUUUUUAUGAGAUUUGGAGCUUUUAGAAAUACAGACACGCAGCCAAUUUUUUUUUUAUACACAUUAAUCAAUUUUAUUGCACCUUUACUGUUAAAAAGUUACUUAAUCUACAGCUUCAACUAAAUUUUCAUAUACGUAAGUUAUUGAAUAUCCAAUGAAAAUAUUCUCGCGAGCUAAUUCUUAUUAUAAAUAUACUAUGAAGUUUCUAUAAGUUAUAAAGAUAACUGAAAAUCCUAAAACUAAAAAUGUUGUAUGAUGAAUAUUUUAGUUCUAUUCGGAACAAUGCAGAAUUCGUUCUUUCUGUCCCAAUGGUAUCUUUCGCCUCUCUUUCAUUGAACCAGCAUCAUUAUGCAUGAAGUACACUUGAAUAGGGACAUGCAUGGCAAAGUUGAAAUGAUUUUACGAAGAUGAUAUAAAAAUUGCUGGACAUUUUUAAUCAACAUAUUUGUUGAGACAAAUUUGUGUAUUUACAUUUCAAAAGGUUACUAGUUGUGCACCUCUACUUGUCGACUUGCUUUUGUACUCAUAUCAAGCAGAGCUCUUACAAAAUCUUCUCAAAGGGAAAAAAAGAAAAAGCAUCUUGAUAAAUUAUUGGUGCUCGUUUUCAGAGACUUUUUUUGUAUAUUAAUGAUUUUUUUCUUUUUCUGAAACCUACUCAACUAUUGAGUGUUUGGAUCUCAUAUAUACAAAUAAACCGGAAAUUAAGGAUAUACGACUGAAACUAGAAUGUCUGCUUCGUAUCUUCACCUUUUCAGUAAUAUUGACAUAGAAUACGACUUUAAACUAGAAUUCAUGACAUACUGGUGACUUCAUAUUUUCAAUUGCCAACUUACUAUGUCGUUGUCGAUUUUUCUUCAACUAAUACAUUUUGAAUAUGCUUUGGUAUCGCUUUCUUCCUGUUUUUUUCCAUUUCUUAGCUGUAUCAUGCGGCCUGCUUCAUUGUAUGGUGUUAACAUAUCUCAAUUGAUACGUUAUACCGAUUUUUUCAUUUAAAAAAGUUGGAUUUUCCAGUUUUCGGACAAUAACUCAAAAAUGCUUUCACCAAUUUGCAUGAAAUUUUGGUGAAUUGUUUAUAUUUAUUGACAUGAGCUCCCUUUCGUUUUUUGUAAAUUUUAGAUUUUACAUUUCUGAGUUAUGGGGUCUUAUUCAUUAAAAAAGGGGGGAUUUUCCAGUUAUCGGACAAUAACUCAAAAAUGCUUUCAGCAGUUCUCAUGAAACUUUGGUGAAUUGUUUAUAUUUAUAUGUAUUGACGUAAGCUCCCUUUCGAUUUUUACAAAUUUCUGAUAUGACAUUGAGAAGUUAUUGAACUUUAUUCUUUGGAAACGCGACGGGCGUUUCAUGCGCUCAUGGCGCAGCUGUUUAUUUUUUAAUAAAUUCACGUUAUUCAGUCUGAUGUCAGAAAAGGUUUGUUGUGAAUUCAAAGAAAAUUACAGAAUAUAUUAUAUGUCUAUUUUGA
Molecule: messenger RNA, 3834 nt
Organism: Mytilus californianus (California mussel)
Lineage: Eukaryota; Metazoa; Mollusca; Bivalvia; Mytilida; Mytilidae
Exons: 11
Coding region: 88-1485 (465 amino acids)
Source: RefSeq, a predicted model, not a curated record